AGGUUUUUGACAAAACUCAGAAAACCCUAGGCCUCUGUGAUAACGAGGGAGUAAAGAAAGAGCUAAUAGCUCAAAAAUGGUGCUGACAAUAUCAUCAAACUCUGUUCAAUUUCCCCAUACUACUUCUCUAAUUUCUCCACCCAAAAAUGGUUCUGUUCCACCUUCAAAUUUAUCAUUUUCUUUCCUCAGACAUGAAUCCAUCAGGUUUUCCAUAAAAUCUCGACUGGGUAAAAGGAUGGUCUGUGCUGCCGCUUCAGCUGCUGGAAGCUCUAGUUCCAGCGACGACUCAAAUCCUUAUGAGGUUCUGGGUGUAAGCCCUAUUGAGGGAUUUGACAUGGUUAAGGCAGCAUAUGCAAGAAGACGGAAGGAUGCCGAGCGGAGGGGUGAUGAAGCAGCUCUUGCUCAGUUGGAGAAGGCUUAUGACACAAUCAUGAUGUCACAGUUAACGAAAAGAAAGAAGGGUGUCACAUUUGGCUCGUUUAAGGUAUCUAAAGAGAUACGAUAUGCUGAUAAGCAGCCUAUUGUUCCAUGGGGUCCACGGUUCACCAAAUCUGAUGACAAAGAUAUGAAAAUCAACUUGGCAAUUUCAGCUGUAUUUAUAGCUUGGGUUUUUAUAAAGCGGAAUGCUGAGUGGAAGCCUUUACAGUUUCUGGCCUUCGUCUUUGUAUAUAGAAUAUUUGAGAAAUUAAAAGCAUUUGAGCCUCCAUCUCCCACUUUUACAGAGGAGGGCGAAGAUGAAGGACGGAUGUUGAGGAUGGGGAAAAGGCUGCUUCGUUCUCUUGCAUUGGUUUUUGGUUGUAUAGCCCUUGCAUCCUUGGGAUAUACUGGUCUGCUAAACCUGAUCGAGUAUGCUAAUGGUUUCAUACCUGUCUUUCUGUACAACAAUCAGGAAUUGCUUGUAACUGGAUUUACAGCCGUCGUGCUUCACAUCAUGGCAUCUUACUACAGAUAGUCCACCUUCUACACUUGUCGAAGAGAUACAGUUGCCUUGAGUUAGCUGUCAGAUUUUGUAAUUCUAUUUGUUUCAGAAAUUUGUCUGUUUUGUCUAUAGGAGUUACUAAUAUGUACAUUUGGUACUCAUCAUUGAAGAGAACCAACCGGCAGUUGUAAGAACGAACUAGUUUUGAGGAUUUUAGGUCCAUCAUCUUUCUUCUUCUUUACUUCUGACUUCUUAACUUUAUCUCCAAAAUGCAUCACAUGGCUCAAGGGAUACUGGAAUUUGCCUUUGAUUCUGCAGACGGAUGGUUAUUUCAAGAAUUUUACAUGCUAGCAUUUCAAUUA
Molecule: messenger RNA, 1281 nt
Organism: Nicotiana tabacum (common tobacco)
Lineage: Eukaryota; Viridiplantae; Streptophyta; Magnoliopsida; Solanales; Solanaceae
Product: protein CHLOROPLAST J-LIKE DOMAIN 1, chloroplastic
Cellular component (GO): chloroplast membrane
Source: RefSeq, a predicted model, not a curated record